UGCGCAUGCUCGCUACGACACUUGAUUGACUCCUGCGGAUGGGUAGAAAGGUGAGGAAAUAAUAAUAUCUGAGCUCAGUGUGUAAAUACAAACAGCUUUUGGGAGCUCUGUAGUGACUUUUGAACGUCAUUCGGUCCGAGAAAAGCGACAGGAACUCAGUUGAAUCGUUAAAGACGCGCAGCGGAUCGCUGAUAUUUUGUUUACUGUUACAACUACGCACGCGGUUUUAACUUUUUGUGUUGACGGCAACUUUGUGAUGUUGUCACUGAUAUUUUGCAGUGCUUUAAAGCUUUAAAGCGCCUGAAGACGCCAUUUUUUUUAUCAAGGAUAUGGGAUUUACCGGUUCGAUGAAAGUGCUGCUUCUUGAACCUGCUCGCACACUGUAACGCUUUUUUUUUUUUUUUUUUUUUUUUUUUUUUUAAUAUCCAUGGAGUCUAUUGGGAAGUUUGAGUUCAGCAGGAGAGACCUUAUUGGUCACGGUGCCUUUGCAGUUGUGUUCAAAGGCAGACAUAAAGAGAAACGUGACUGGGAAGUUGCUGUGAAGUGUAUUAACAAGAAAAACCUUUCCAAAUCACAAGCUCUGCUUGGCAAAGAAAUCAAAAUAUUAAAGGAACUCAAACAUGACAACAUUGUCCGACUCCUUGACUAUCAGGAAUUGGGAGGAUGUGUGUACCUCGUCAUGGAGUACUGCAAUGGAGGUGACCUCGCAGAGUACCUUCACUGCAAAGGGACAUUAAGUGAGGACACCAUCCGUGUGUUCCUGCAGCAGAUAGCUCAGGCCAUGAAGGUCCUUCAGAGCAAAGGCAUCCUCCACAGGGACCUCAAACCCCAGAACAUUUUGCUCUGCCACGCAGAGGGGCGCAGAUCCAGUUCUGUCAAUACCAGCAUUAAGUUAGCUGACUUUGGAUUUGCACGUCAUCUCCAGACAAACACUAUGGCAGCGACUCUGUGUGGUUCUCCCAUGUACAUGGCUCCUGAGGUCAUCAUGUCCCAAAACUACGAUGCCAAGGCUGAUCUGUGGAGCAUAGGUACCAUUGUUUACCAGUGUCUGACUGGAAAAGCGCCAUUUCAUGCCAGCACACCACAGGAGCUUCGUCUUUUCUAUGAAAGCAACAGGACCCUUUUACCAAGCAUCCCAAAGGAGACUUCAAGUAACCUAAGACACCUGCUGCUGGGGCUGCUGCAGAGAAACCACAAACAACGAAUUAGCUUUGAUGAGUUCUUCCACCAUCCUUUCUUGGAGACGAGCUCAUCCACAAAGAAGUCCUCGCCAGCUCCCCUGCACUCCUACCCCAGCUCUGGCUCAGGCAGCUCUUCUAGCAGCUCCUCCACAUCCCAGCUGGCCUCGUCUCAACAUUCCGAUGGAGAGUUGCACCGGCUUCAUCCUAAGGUGCUGUGCUCGCCUACACAGGGCGCCCCUGGCUUCCUGCUGAAAGAAAUAGCCAAUCAAGACAGCAGAAACGCACCAUCUUACACAGAAGAUUAUGUCAUGGUGCCUGCUCAGUUUCCCAGUGAAUACACAUGUGAGGUGGAUGGGUCUCCCAUCGAUAGUUGCCUGAUAUACAGUGGAUGUUCACUGCUGGCCGAGAGAGGACCUGGAGCUCCGGGAACGACACCCCCACCUUCUCCCCUGCUACGCUCACCCUCCAAGCCUGUUUGCAAACCUGCUGAAUUAGUCGGUCGUACGUGCAGCCACUCCGUGCCCAUUCCUGUCCCAACUCAGAUCCAAAACUACCAGAGAAUGGAGCAGAAUUUGCAGCCCGCUGGCUUGCAUGGCUCCACAAGGGUCACAUUAUGUUGUGCUGGCAGCAGUGAAAGCCCCUCACCGUCUGGAGGGUGUAGAGCUCUGCAUCAAGGCUUUACUGUCAAUUCCCCAAAGCUGGCAACUGGAGGAAGUGGACCACAACAGCCCUGCCCACUAGUGGGAAUGACCCCGAAGGCCUCAGAGCAGACUCUCCCACUCAGCACAAGAACUGGACUACUCACUGGCUCUCCUGGCAUGCAGGCCACAUACAGAACCAAGCAGCAGGUUCAGCCCAGACUGCUAGCCCGAAACAAGACGGUCCCAAACCUGCAAAGCCUCGACCCGUCUCCUGCCUCUCAGUCCAAAUCAGCCAAUAAGAAGGGCCCUUUUAAAAGAUCGUGCAGCUCAGGCAGGCUGUCUGAUAUGCUACUGAAGGCGGCUCAUCUGUUGGAGGAGGGAAGUGAUGAGAGCCUCAACUGUGAGAGGAGCAUGGACAUUGCAGCUCCACCUACUGGUUGUCUUAGGGUUUUUCCAUGCUCAGAAAGCCCACCUCCUGCAAUCUUCACUAUGGGGUCUCCAUCCAAUGCAAACACUCCACCAGAUACUGUGGUACCCAGGACCAUCUCAGGUUCCCCCGGCUACAUUAACUCUGCCUGGCUACUUAACAGUCGCCUUCUCCAAAGAGGAAGUCGUAGAAACAGUGAGACUGAAGCCAUGGAUGCUAUUCCACACAGCAGUCUGAUUUUUCACCCACCGGAGCUCCCUGAAGAUACUCUCAUGGAGGAGACUCAUACCGAUGCUCUGAGUGACCUGCGUUUUACUUUGGCUUUCGUCCACUGCAUCAUGGAACUUGCUUCUUCCAAGGAUCCAGGCCUGGAUGCUAUCAGCUGUCCUGAUGUUUCCUUUCUAGAGCAGAGCUUGGUAACGGAUCAGAUCAGCCUUUUGAGUAAAGAGUGGAGCUUUGCAGAGCAGUUAGUGUUGUACAUGAAGGCUGAAGAGUUUCUGUCAUCAGCCUUACACGCUGCUAAAGCAAACAUUAAACAAGGUCAACUCCUUCCCUCUGCUACAGUCAAGCAAGUUAUAAGGAAGCUAAAUGAAUUGUACAAGAACUGUGUAACAUAUUGUCGCUCCCUCAACAAUCGGCUACAGACCUUCUUGCUUGACAAACAGAAGCUUAUGGAUCGCUUCAGUGCACUCACAGCAGAGAAGAUCAUCUUUGACCACACCGUACACAUGGUUCAGUCUGCUGCUUUAGAUGAGAUGUUCCACUGUGGCACAGCGUCCGUCCAGCGUUAUCACAAAGCCCUCCUGCUGAUGGAAGGUCUGGCCCGAAACCUCUCGGAGCAAAAGGACAUCGACAACAUGGAUAAAUGUAAGAAGUGUAUUGAGCAACGCCUCUCAGCUCUGCAGACAUAACACUAUCAGUGAGCUCUAUGACUGCGUCCAUCCUCAAUGUAGAUGGAUCCUGCAACACAUAAGCACUUUGAUCUCUCUUACGGGAAAUGACCAUUGGAGCAUCCGCUCUUAUCCCACCACCCAGUCUGUAAUCUUGACAUAAAUGCACAGAAAUGACUAGAUGUCCUGUCGUGGACACAUUCUUGAAGAUAGACUGAAUUAGGACUGUUUGAAUACUAAUCAGGUAAAUUGUUCUCAGUAUUUGUUUUUGUUGUUUUAUUACAGACUUUACAGUAGAGUGAUUCAGUGUUUUGCACAUAGAAUUGUUUGAUAAUGUACAAGUGAUUUUAAAUGUGUUAUACUUGAAACAAAUAUUAUUUAGUUGUUUCCUGUGUUUGAAAUCUUUGUGUGUAAAUGUUUGCCUGACGACAGAAGGAGAAUGUUUCGGAUGAGAUGACCAAAUAUUGCCAAUGUGUAGCAAUACUAGCAACACUGUGCCUGUUUUUGUACAUUAUUCAUCAUAGCAGAGUGGUGAGUGUAAAGGUUAUCAAAGUACGCUUCGUCCUCAAAGAAAAUGUUUGCUCUCAUGAAUGCUAGUCUUACAAUCAUACAGACUUAUACCACUGUAGAGUGCAAUAAGUAUGUUUUGACAUCUGAAUACGAUUUCAGCCCUCUCAUGGGUAGUGAUGUACUCAGUUCUGAGGUGCUUUAAACGCAUGCAUAUAUGUGUGCACACAAGUUUUGCUGUUUUUGUUUUAAAAUUUUAAGUAAUUUUGCCUUCAUAGAUGUUUGGGUUAAUUAAAUAAUUUAUUAAUUAAUUUGUACAUAAUUCUUGCCUGAUAGGACACUAGGUUGUUUCAAUUACAUAUUCAAUAUUUUGUGAAAAUGUGUGUUAAAUCAGGAGUUUGUUAGAAUUGCUCCAACUGCCUUUUGUAUUUUAACUUAUAGUCUACCAGUCAAAUUUGCCAGAAUGACUUGACAGUGUGAGAACAAAAUAAAUUGUAUUUAUUAUCAGAA
This is a messenger RNA of Mugil cephalus (flathead mullet), 4156 nucleotides long. It is a transcript of the gene ulk1a, whose product is annotated as unc-51 like autophagy activating kinase 1a. NCBI's taxonomy places the organism in Eukaryota, Metazoa, Chordata, Actinopteri, Mugiliformes, Mugilidae. Gene Ontology annotation, molecular function: ATP binding; protein serine/threonine kinase activity. Bases 428 to 3160 code for a protein of 910 amino acids. The record is from RefSeq and is a predicted model, not a curated record. Gene Ontology annotation, cellular component: autophagosome; cytoplasm. The transcript is spliced from 27 exons. Gene Ontology annotation, biological process: autophagy; axon extension; autophagosome organization.